AAUUAAAUUCCGAAAAAAAUAAUAAUCACCCCUUUCGCAAACCAUAAAAAAAAAUUAACUUAAGCCAUACGACAUACUCAUGUAGUCAAACAUGUUCAAGAACCGGAUCCGCAUGUUUUUUAACGAACUGAAGGUGCUGGUUUUCAUGCGAUCCGGUUCUGGACGCUCCGACAGUGACGCAGAGCCGAACAGACCCAGCAGCAGCAUGAGGGGGCUCGGGAUGGGCGGCUGCGGUUGGCCGCCCUUCGCUGACUGCUCCAGCCGCGACGACGAGGAAGAAUACUACGGAAGCGACCCCAGGCCCAGGAGUCUGGCGUUUGAGGAGAAAGACCCGAGACUGCAGGCGGGCCUGGACGCGGUCAGCCUCUCCAGCAGCACGGGCAGCGGCAUGAGAACACCUCAGUGUCGAAUCUGCUUCCAAGGGCCCGAGCAGGGGGAGCUGUUGAGCCCAUGCCGCUGCGACGGCUCCGUGCGCUGCACCCACCAGCCCUGUCUGAUUCGCUGGAUCAGCGAGAGAGGCUCCUGGAGCUGUGAGCUCUGCUACUUCAAGUACCAAGUCCUGGCCAUCAGCACCAAGAACCCUCUGCAGUGGCAGGCGAUUUCUCUGACGGUGAUUGAGAAGGUGCAGAUCGCUGCCAUUAUCCUGGGCUCACUCUUCCUCCUCGCCAGUAUCUCGUGGCUGGUGUGGUCUUCUCUCAGCCCGUCGGCCAAGUGGCAGCGCCAGGACCUGCUCUUCCAGAUCUGCUACGGCAUGUACGGCUUCAUGGACAUUGUGUGCAUAGGCCUCAUAAUCCACGAGGGCUCAUCCGUGUACAGAAUCUUCAAGCGAUGGCAGGCUGUAAACCAGCAGUGGAAAGUACUGAACUAUGAGAAGUCGAAGGACUUGGGAGACCCGGUGAGCUCCAGCAGUAAGGCAGGCAUCCGCGGUGCACGCAGCACCCCUCACGGCCUGGCCAGCGGCAGCAGGGGGCGCCAGCGAGUGCGCCGGCUAAGGACUAUCCUCAACCACCACUGCGGCUACACCAUCCUCCACAUCCUCAGCCAGCUGCGGCCCAGCGACACGCGGCUCGGGACCGCCACCAACCGCGAGGUGGUGAUGCGGGUCACGACCGUAUGAGGUCGGAGACAGAAACAAAGACGAAUUUUAGGCUCCAAAAGACGCAAUGAUCACGAUUUUCCUUGCAUAACGGACAAGAAUGCACACAAACAAUGCGUAGGACAUUGGCGCCAUUAAUUCCUGGAGUUUCUGUUGGCGAGACUCUCUCAUGAUCUAGCACACUAUUGCAUUUUUUAAGUUGGAUUUCCUCGACGGUGUUGUUUUUUUAUCGAUACGGUUUUUAAAACGUUUUGAUUUUCUAAGAGAGAAUGGUACAUGAAGUGACAUCGACGUUUGAUGUAUAUGAUAACCCAUAAUAGGGAACUAUUGUUGUAAAUGAUGUUUACGGAUGCUUCUGACGCAGCAAGAAAGCCGACCAUAACCAAACGAUCAAGACACAAAAACCAGGGAAACGAGAUAUGAAUUGUUACAUGCUAAAAUAUAUCAAAGGGGAGGGUGCAAUAAGAAUCAAUAAGAUUAUAUAGAGAAUAAAAAGACGUAAACAUUUAAAAGAAUUUGAUCUUCUCCGCAAUAAAGAUACCUGUACAUUUUACAGUGACCUUUGCAUGAGGGUAGAGUUUUAUGCCUCCUCGACACAUGGACAUGAUGAAUUUGUUUUAUUCAGAAUGGUGCUCGUUUGAAUAAACACUUCUAUUCA
Carassius auratus (goldfish) is the source of this 1754-nucleotide messenger RNA. Its product is annotated as E3 ubiquitin-protein ligase MARCH9-like. Gene Ontology annotation, biological process: protein ubiquitination. Gene Ontology annotation, molecular function: zinc ion binding; ubiquitin-protein transferase activity. The coding region runs from base 92 to 1117 and encodes 341 amino acids. The transcript has 4 exons. NCBI's taxonomy places the organism in Eukaryota, Metazoa, Chordata, Actinopteri, Cypriniformes, Cyprinidae. The record is from RefSeq and is a predicted model, not a curated record.